Balaenoptera musculus (blue whale) is the source of this 2397-nucleotide messenger RNA. It is a transcript of the gene SMAD9, whose product is annotated as SMAD family member 9. Gene Ontology annotation, cellular component: heteromeric SMAD protein complex. Gene Ontology annotation, biological process: cell differentiation; BMP signaling pathway; regulation of transcription by RNA polymerase II. The record is from RefSeq and is a predicted model, not a curated record. Gene Ontology annotation, molecular function: RNA polymerase II cis-regulatory region sequence-specific DNA binding; DNA-binding transcription factor activity, RNA polymerase II-specific; I-SMAD binding. Lineage: Eukaryota; Metazoa; Chordata; Mammalia; Artiodactyla; Balaenopteridae.
GGGCGGGCCUGCGAGCAGGGCUUCUGGCGGCUUUCCAGGUCGGCGCACUAAUACGGGCGAUGAGGCUUCGCGGCUCCAGUCUGACUGACGCCGACUGGAGCCGCCGCUGCCGCCGCCGCCGCUACAGCCGCUGUCUCGGUCGCCGCCGCCGCCGCCGCCGCCGCCGGGCCCUGCAGGCGCUGGGCGCGCUCAGCCAGGCGAGUUGGCCAGCCCAUCCCAGGGCUUAGGAGAAAGUCAACCCACUUUCCAGCCUGCAUUGGUCACAGUUACUUCCAGAAGAAAGGGAAGACCUAUGACGUCCCUGGAGAGUUGGUACCUAUGACAUCCCGGGAGGCGUCCUUGCUCACUUCACUUGGGCCCUGCAGGCAGUGAAGGGCCUUGGGUCCAGCUCCUGUUUGUACUGGACGCCUGUGGUCCCUCUCUUAUGCACUCCAGCACCCCCAUCAGCUCCCUCUUCUCCUUCACCAGCCCAGCAGUGAAGAGACUGCUUGGCUGGAAGCAAGGAGAUGAAGAGGAAAAGUGGGCAGAGAAGGCGGUGGACUCAUUAGUGAAGAAGCUAAAGAAGAAGAAAGGAGCCAUGGAUGAGCUGGAGAGGGCGCUCAGCUGCCCAGGGCAACCCAGCAAGUGUGUGACGAUUCCCCGCUCCCUGGAUGGGCGGCUGCAGGUGUCCCACCGCAAGGGUUUGCCCCACGUCAUUUACUGCCGAGUGUGGCGUUGGCCUGAUCUCCAGUCUCACCAUGAGUUGAAGCCACUGGAGUGCUGUGAGUUCCCAUUUGGCUCCAAGCAGAAAGAGGUGUGCAUUAACCCCUACCACUACCGCCGUGUGGAGACCCCCGUUCUGCCUCCCGUGCUCGUGCCCAGACACAGCGAGUACAACCCGCAGCUGAGCCUCCUGGAGUUCCGCAGCGCGGUCCCUGCCAGCGAGCCGCUCAUGCCGCACAACGCCACCUACCCCGACUCCUUCCAGCAGCCUCCGUGCCCGGCCUUCCCUCCAUCGCCCGGGCCCCCGUUCCCGCAGUCCCCGUGCACGGCCGGCUACCCUCACUCCCCGGGAAGCCCUUCCGAGCCGGAGAGCCCCUUCCAGCACUCAGAUUUUCGUCCGGUUUGCUACGAGGAGCCACAGCACUGGUGCUCAGUCGCCUACUAUGAACUGAACAACCGUGUUGGGGAGACGUUCCAGGCUUCCUCCCGAAGUGUGCUUAUUGAUGGAUUCACAGACCCUUCGAAUAACAGGAACAGAUUCUGUCUCGGACUUCUUUCUAAUGUAAACAGAAACUCAACGAUAGAAAAUACCAGAAGACACAUAGGAAAGGGCGUGCACCUGUACUACGUCGGGGGAGAGGUCUAUGCCGAGUGCGUGAGUGACAGCAGCAUCUUUGUGCAGAGCCGGAACUGCAACUAUCAGCACGGCUUUCACCCGGCCACCGUCUGCAAGAUCCCCAGCGGCUGCAGCCUCAAGGUCUUCAACAACCAGCUGUUUGCUCAGCUGCUUGCCCAGUCCGUCCACCACGGAUUUGAAGUCGUUUAUGAGUUGACUAAGAUGUGCACCAUCCGGAUGAGUUUUGUCAAGGGUUGGGGAGCCGAGUAUCAUCGCCAGGAUGUCACGAGCACGCCCUGCUGGAUUGAGAUUCACCUUCAUGGACCACUGCAGUGGUUGGACAAAGUUCUGACUCAAAUGGGCUCUCCACACAACCCGAUUUCUUCAGUGUCUUAACAGUCCUGUCUUAAUCCACAUUUCUAUAGGAUAGAUGCUAUUGCAGGCAGUGGCUUAUAUCAUUUCAGAUUUGCAACUAACUGAAGUUUCUAAGUACAUGUGUAAAUACAUAUAAUAUAUACUAUUCACAUUUUGUAUCACCAUUUGUUUUGUGCUUUCUAGUUAACCUGAUGCCAGUACAGUGCAAUUAGAAAAGCAGGUUUUUUGUGCCUACACUGUAAUAAGCAGCAGCUUCUUUUGUGGGAGAGAACAAAUGAGAGGCAACUGUAGGAACAGUAUUUGAAGGGUGUUGGUAGAAUAAAGGCAGCUUUAGUCCACCAUGUCAUGUAAGGCAUGUUGUGUGGCCAAUCUGGAAAAAUAUUAAAACUGUUUACGUAGCAAAAAUCAGGUACUAGCAGCACUAGAGCAAAUAACACUUUAGGACAAAACAAAGCUGUCAAACCCGUAAAAUUUAAAUAACCUCACUGUUAGUGCUACUGGCCAAAAAAAAAAAAAUCAAGCUUGUAAAAUCAGUUACGUAAGGUAAGUCACAUAAACUUUAUUUCUGAAGUUGAAAUGCCUAUAGCUGGACUAUUGUGCUGAUAUGAACGGUACAUUUUAAACAGAUUAAACUGUGAUGGGAAAAGAAAGAAACUGUGAAGCUGAGAGUCAUGUUGCCUCAUUAUCUACCACUGUAAAAAAAA